AUUUAUUUUAUUUAUCAUGUCAUAUAUAUUCAAAAAUAUUUAUUUGUCUCCUAAGCACAUAUAGAUAAUUAUUUGUUACCAAUUAUUGCAUAACAUUCAUGAGAUUAUAUAUAUAAAUAUAUGAAGUUCGAUUUAACUUCCUUUAAUACAGUACACCUGUAAUUAUGACAUUGUUCACACUGAAGUGAUAUCCACAGGAAGAAUAAUUCAGACAGGACAAUUAAAAUAGCACGCUAACUGAAAUAUAUAUAUACAUAUACACAUAUUUAUAUACGCAUUGCCAAUAAAUAGAUAUUAUACCUCAGCUGUUUAUUUGUUAUAAGACAGUACAAUGCCACACAGACCAAGAAUACAGAUUGGAAUUUCAUGCAGGAAUCUACCGAAAUUGCUUAAAGCAUCCUAUGCAAAGUUCUCUGUAUCCUAUGGUGGGUAUCUACAUGAGAAACAUGUAACGGAAACCGAACUUGUUUACAACAACCUUGCACCAAAUUAUACAACACGUCUUAAUCUGGAAUAUUGUUUUGAAGAGAAACAAAUAAUCACAACAGAAAUAUUCGAAUGUGAACGUGAAGAUCGUGAGGAUUCAAUCCUACUUGGUUAUAUUCAAUGCACCGUAGGCAGAGUAAUUCACAGUGGUGGUGAACUAGUACUCCCAAUAAUAUGGAAUGAUGAUGUUCAGGUUGAUCGAAAUACAUCCAUGGAUGUGGUUGUAUGCAUUCGAGAGGAUCCCUUUUCUAAAGAGAAUAUUUUCAUCAAAAUGGUUGGUUCAAAUUUGGAUAAAAAAGAUUUCUUUGGUAAAUCUGAUCCUUAUGUAAUUAUUUAUCGAAGAAAUGAACGAGGAAAAUUACAGAAAUGCUAUCGAAGUGAAGUUAUCAAGAAUACUCUGUUCCCUGAUUGGAAGCCUAUUCUGGUAUGCUUAGAUAGAUUAUGCGGUGGAAACAUUGACUGUGAAUUGUAUUUUCGGUGCUUCGACUGGGAUGGUGCUGUCGGUGAUUCAGAAGACGUCGAUACAGAGAUUGAUGAUUUGAUUGGAGAAUUCAAUACAACUGUCAGUAAAUUGUUAAAUAGUGGUGAAAGUGGAAUUGAAUUUCAGUUGAUAAAUAUGCCAAAGAAAAAACGAAAAAAGUACUAUCAAAAUUCCGGUUUGUUAACUGUAAAAUCAUACUUUGCUCAAUCAAAGUUUUCAUUCCUGGAUUACAUUUUUGGCGGUCUUAGCAUAAAUGUUGUUGUUGCCGUUGAUAUGUCAAGUCAUGCUUCAGUAAAUUCAACAAGUGCAGUAAACCAACAAAUUGAAUUAUCUCAAUCCCAUACUGAAUAUGAAGUAGCUAUACAGGCUGUAAUGGAAAUACUUCAAGAAUACGACAGUGAUCAGCUUUUCCCUGCCUUCGGAUUUGGUGCAAAAGUUUCCACUGGUGGAAAGUUAUCUCACAGAUAUCCUUUGAAUGGCGAUAUAAAUAACUGCUAUUGUAAAGGUAUGGCAGGAGUACUCGCUGCGUAUAGACGUUGUUUAACCGACUUGUACUCUUCUGGUCCGAUUUUGUUCUCACCGAUUAUUCGAGAAGUUAGCGAGGCAGCAAAAAGAAGUGAAGCGGCGGACAACUAUUAUGUUCUGCUAAUAUUAACCAAUGGUACAGUCGAUGAUUGGAUAGAAACGAAAAAGGCAGUGAUUGAAGCGUCAUUUCUACCUGUAUCGAUAAUUGUGCUUGGAGUUGGAGGCGGGAAAUUCCCAGAAAUGGAAAUUUUGGAUCAAGAUUUUGGUUUGUUAAAAGUUGGUCAAGAACAAGCCUGCAGAGAUAAUGUACAAUUUGUACAAAUGCGUCGAUUUUUACGUUUAGCAGCCGAUGGAUCAGACAGUAUUCGUUGGAGUAAAGUAGCCCUUGCUAAAGAAGUCUUAGCUGAAUUACCUUCACAGAUAUUAGAAUAUUUGGACAAAAAUCAUCUAAGUCCACGACAUCUUGUACCAAGACAAGCAGAAAAACUGAGUGAUUUAACAAAUCCUGACUGGUGGAGAAGAUUCACCCAACCGCUAUCUGAAAAUCGAUCUAGUCCGUUGAACAGCUUUUCAGAAGAAGAAAAUGAUGCUUUUCAACGCUUACAAUUGAAUGACAGAGAUAAUCAACCAUCAUCGUCAAGUAGUCAGUACCCCUCAUCUAGUUCACCAUUCAGUUCUCAGUCAUCAGAACAAUAUUACAAUAAAAGUGGACAAACACAUACCUCUUCAGAAGGGAAUAGUUCUCCGUCUAAUGAAAUGAAAAGUCAUUCAAGCAUAACAGCUAAUCAACAAUCACCUAAAAAGAUGACUGCACCACUCUAUCGUCAAAUGUCAUUAGGCGUAGCAAAACUCUCUGAAAAUUAUCCGCCUAAAACUCGUUUUCGACGAUUACCGAGUGGAUUAGAGACAAGUGUCAGUUCAAGUCGUACUUCAUCAACUCGAUCAAAUGCUUCUGGUAGUAGUACAAAAUAAAAGUGCAUUUUUCCUGUCUGUCAAUCAAAACAAAAACACAUAUAAAGUACAAAUGUAUGUAUUAUACUCUGCUUCAUCAUCACUUUUAUCAAUGUAGACGACAGAAUUCAGACAAUGUCUUUUUUCUAAAACAAAAAAGCCUCUCAAUGCAUUUUUCAAUAUAUAUCUGUAUGGGCUACAUACAUCCCAAUCAAAAAUCUUUACCAAUUUUUACAACUACUGAUAUCGUUAUUAGUAGGUGGAAUUGUUAUUAUGAAAUAAUGAACAUUACAACUCAUAUUGGUUUUCAUCAUGGCGUUUAGUACUGGAUUCUUCAAAGUGCCUCUUUUUUUUCUAGAUUAACUGUUUCAUGCACAAGAAUAAAUGACAAACUUUUCACUUCUUAUCAUUUAAAAUUUCACAAAACGAAAAGCUCUGUAAUUUAAACAAAUUAUUAGAUAAACUAAGGCGAUCCGUUAAAGCUGAAUACAAUUGUAUGCUGAAAUAAAAAGGUGUGUGUGCUGAAGCCAAUCAUGGAAAUUCCUUCCUGAAUUCCCUUUUUGCAACUUUACCAUUUCCUACAGUAGUUUAAUGAAACGAAAUGACGGAUAAAUGAAAUAACUGUGGCCUUCUCAUUGAUUAUAGCAAAAAGAGGGGAUAAUUAAUAACUGAGAUUUAUCACACCAGAGAGAGGUUUAAGUCCUAGCAGCAUUGUAUUAAUGUCAGCAUUGAACAAUGAAUGUGAAGAGUGUUUAUCACAAAAACAAUUGAGCGAUAAAAUAUCCCUAUUGUUUAAAUACAUCCUUUAAAAAUAAGUAAUUAAAAUAAAAUAAAAAGAAAAAAACUUAUUUUAACAGUUUAGUAAGAGGAAAAAACAACUAUAAAACAGAUUUAAGAAGAUUAAUUUUGUACAUUAUUCAGUUGAAAAUUUAAAACAAAACAGAGUGUUUUGUUUUACUGCAUUACUUCCUUUAUAAUUAUUCUGUGUGAAAUUUUAAAAAUGGCUACGAAACAAAAGGUUUAUGGUUCUGAUUACUUUUUUUUCCUUUUUAUUCUUCUUUUCUCAUCUCUGC
Messenger RNA from Trichobilharzia szidati, 3516 nucleotides. The record is from the annotation of a GenBank genome assembly. NCBI's taxonomy places the organism in Eukaryota, Metazoa, Platyhelminthes, Trematoda, Strigeidida, Schistosomatidae.